AUGGCUCUGAAGUGCACUCCAGACAUUGGGAAUUACCCUGCUUACAAGAAUAAUAGUAGUCUCCUUGGCAUGCUGACUUGCUGUCAGCUGCCCCAAGUUCACAUCUGCCUGUGUCUGCCUCAGUUCAACCUAGUGUGUGAUCAGAGGCACCUGAAGGAGACCUCACAGUCGGUGUACAUGGCCGGGCUCCUCGCUGGGUCUCUCAUCUUUGGGCCUCUCUGUGACUGGAUCGGCCGCAAGGCCACUAUCCUGGUGCAGCUACUCCUCCUCGCCCUCAUCGGCCUGACCACGGCCUUUGUGCCCAGCUUCGCGCUCUACAUGGUCCUGCGUUUUGCUGUGGCUACUGCUGUCGCUGGGUACGCCUUCAGUAAUGUGACCCUGCGUGAGUAUCUGGGUCCUGAAGCCUUGAGCCAUGACGUGAGGCCUUGGGGUCUGAGUGGGCCACGCGCCCAGACUGCCUGUGGGAGCCUUGUCAGGCACCCAUACCACAAGUGGUCACACACAAGGGGGACUGAGGCCCACAUGGACAGAGGGGCAUCCAGGGAGUGCCAGGGAGGGAGAGGGCAGGGGCUGGCCCACCCUCAACCUCUCUGCACAGUUACAGAGUGGGUGGGGCCCUCGAGGCGGACUCAGGCCGUGGUCCUGGCCCAGUGCGCCUUCUCCAUGGGGCAAAUGGCGCUAGCAGGACUCGCCUAUGGCAUCCGGAACUGGAGGCUUUUCCAAAUAGCUGGCACGGCACCGGUCUUGCUGCUCUUCUUCUACUUCUGGGCUCUGCCAGAGUCAGCUCGGUGGCUUCUGACCCGGGGGAGGGUAGAGGAGGCUAAACAAGUGAUCCAGAAGGCAGCCUCGGUCAACAAGCGGAGAGUCUCCCCAGAGCUCCUGAGCCAGCUCGUCCCAGAGAAGACAGGCCCCUCAGGGAAUGCCCUGGAUCUGUUCAGGCACCCCCAGCUCCAGAAGAUGACCCUGAUCCUCUUCUGUGUCUGGUUUGUGGACAGCCUGGGCUACUUUGGCCUGAGCCUCCAAGUCGGUGGCUUUGGCCUGGACAUCUACCUGACGCAGCUAGUCUUCGGAGCAGUUGAGGUGCCUGCCCGCUACUCCAGCAUCUUCAUGAUGCAGUGGUUGGGCCGCAAGUGGAGCCAGAUGUUGACUCUGGUUCUGGGUGGCCUCAUGUGUAUUGCCAUCAUCUUUGUCCCAGCAGAUCUGCCAGUGGUGGUCACUGUGCUGGCUGUGGUGGGCAAGUUUGCCACGGCCGCCAGCUUCACCAUCUCGUACGUGUACACUGCCGAGCUCUUCCCCACCGUCAUCCGGCAGACGGGCAUGGGGCUGAUGGGCAUCUUCUCGAGGACUGGGGGUAUCCUCACCCCUCUUGUGAUCCUGCUGGGCGAGUACCAGGCAGCCCUCCCCAUGAUCGUCUACGGCAGCCUCCCUGUUGGGGCAGGCUUACUCUGUGCCCUGCUGCCGGAGACGCGUGGCCAGCCCCUGAAGGACACCAUCAAGGACCUGGAGCAGGGGCCCCACCCUCGGCCUCCAGAGUCAGCACCUUCAGGAAAGGAGACAGAGGCCUCAGGAAGAACUUCCAGCCCAGGGGUGACUUUUGUGAGCAGUACGUACCUCUGAUUGUGUCUCUUGAGCCCGAGCGGCAGCAGGGAGCUGCCUGAACACCCCCUGGAAAAGGCUGGGCCUGCCCGCGAGCCCCGCCUCGCAGAUGGGGGCAGCACACCCUGGCCUGGCCCCCAUGCCGGCCGCUGGCUGCCUCGUCCUGAAGCACCCCGGUGGGCCUCCCUCUUCUCAUUGCUUCUCAUCAGCUUUCUCACUCCAGCACCCUCCCAGACCCCGAGCUGGGGUAGGUUCUUAGGUGUAUCUUGGGCUUCACUUGUUCUCUGUCAGUCUUGUGGGAGUAUGGCUCCUCUGGUCCCCUCAAUCUGGGAUCCCCCAGCCCUCGAAACAGUUAAGCUCAGAACAGAGCAGAUGCUUAUGGCCUUUCCAAGGAUGUGGCAGUAGGAGGAGAGAAGGUUUGAAGCUGUGACCUCUCUCCAGGCCAGUGGGAGAAAAGGCUGUGGAUGAGAAGGUUGUAUUUCCUUCUAGUGGCUGAGCCAGGCCCCGCUAGCUCAGGUGGGGCUGAUGAGAAAAUAAAAGGCAAGCGGAGGGCAAAAACCAAACUGACCCUCUUACAUCUCCCCUCCCCCCAAGAUGUGAGGGGGAUACAUGUGACAUUUCUCAGGCACUCCUGACUGCCCAAGAACGAAGGAAGGAAAAAGCAAAUGGUCACCUGAUAAAGAUCACAGUUUUUACAAGAAAAGCACAAUCUUGAGAGUAGUCAGACCUCCAGAAACCUAUAGACUCAAUUUCCUGGAGCCCUAACAUCACCUCCCACCUCCAUAGGAUAAAAAAAACCCUAUAUAAUCAGUCACUCCUCACACGUAGAAUGCAUCCUUUUCUGCCCAAGGGGUCCUGUCACGGUGCUUUAAUAAAAAUCACCUUUUUGGGGCGCCUGGGUGGCUCAG
This is a messenger RNA of Leptonychotes weddellii (Weddell seal), 2504 nucleotides long. Lineage: Eukaryota; Metazoa; Chordata; Mammalia; Carnivora; Phocidae. The record is from RefSeq and is a predicted model, not a curated record.